This is a messenger RNA of Pseudogymnoascus verrucosus, 973 nucleotides long. RefSeq lists its product as uncharacterized. The transcript has 3 exons. Lineage: Eukaryota; Fungi; Ascomycota; Leotiomycetes; Thelebolales; Thelebolaceae. The record is from RefSeq and is a predicted model, not a curated record. Gene Ontology annotation, molecular function: U1 snRNA binding. Gene Ontology annotation, biological process: mRNA splicing, via spliceosome. Bases 110 to 865 code for a protein of 251 amino acids. Gene Ontology annotation, cellular component: U1 snRNP.
CCCAGCACCAACUCUGCUUCUUCACAAUCCCGCAAAGCCUCAAUACACAAACCUCACCAUACACCUCUGCCUUUGCAGAUUGCGGAUUGCGGAUUGCGGAUUUUCUGCAAUGGCUAAUAUAUCUCCCCCUCCAAGCGCUACUGUAUAUGUCCGCAACCUAGAAGAACAUAUCAAGGUUGAUCAACUGAAAGAAGCGCUCACGGAGCUGUUCUCGGAAUAUGGCGAAAUUAUAGAUAUCGUCGCGAAGACAAAUUUAAAGGCAAAGGGCCAGGCUUUCGUCGUAUUUGACACUGUCGAAUCUGCCCAAAAGGCUAUCGAUGAAGUCCAAGGCUUCGAGCUUUUUGAAAAACCGAUGCAGCUCGCGUUUGCAAAAACAAGGAGUGAUGCCACGGUUAAGAGGAUCGGCGACGAAGAAGAAUACGAAUCUCACAAGAGGAAACGCCUCGCAGAGAAGGAUAAGAAGAAGUCCGCGGAGGCUGCCGAAGAAGCCAAGAAGCUGAAGAUCGCAGCGGCAGCUGCUGGAAAUGCUGCAGAUAUGACUUCUCGACCUAUCAAAGCAACAAGAGGCGCUGGCUUACGUUCCUCAAAUGCGGCCACCAGUGCAGUGGUUCCGGAUGAAUAUCUUCCUCCGAAUAAGAUCCUCUUCGUACAGAACGUUCCAGAUGAGUACGAUAUUGAUGCUUUAACCAGCAUCUUUGGAAGAUUUGAAGGAUUUCGGGAAGUUCGUUUGGUCCCAGGUCGCCGUGGUAUUGCUUUCGUCGAAUAUGAGGCCGAGGCUGGUGCUAUAAGUGCGAAGGAAAACACAGCAGGUGUGGCCCUGGGGGAAGCUGGCCAGGCCAUAAAGGUCACUUAUCAGAGGCAGUGAAUUUUUUUGUUUCUGAAUAUAAAAUUGAUCUAUGAACAACACAAAUAAGCUUAUAAUGUGUGCCUUUAGGCGCAAGCUUGCCAUAUGACAGGGAUUGCCAUCCAUAAC